UGAUGAGUGGGGGCCGGGGCGUUCGGGGGCGAUGACGAGAGGAUAGUGGUGGAUGGAGGAGAGGUAGCCGAACGAAUCCCCUUGAUUUCGGAUUCGAGGAAGUCCAACAUCUCCUCGCAGUUGGAGUUGGAGGAGAGGAUGGGCGAGGCGUGGGAAGGUGGAUGGAGAAGGUGGUUAAUGGUGAAGAGGAGCCUGGGAUUGUCCUUGGCCUCCAAGAUUAUCUUGGAGUAAAAGAAUGAUUUGGCGAAGGCAGAGUGAUUUUGAAUGUUCCACAGAGAUGACAACAAAUCCUCCAGGACCAGAAGUUCAGAACAAAAACCGUGCUGCUAUCCUAGCAGAGCUCAAACAGGAGAAGAGGAAACUCAUGAUGCAGAAUCAGUCAUCUAUGAACAACCCCGGGGCCAGUAUUCCUUUAUCAAGACCCGCUUUUGCUAAGGAUUUUCGGGAUCAUGCAGAGCAACAGCACAUAGCAGCACAACAAAAAGCGGCCUUACAGCAUGCACAUGCACAUUCGUCAGGAUAUUUCAUAACCCAGGACUCUGCUUUUGGAAAUCUUAUUCUUCCCGUGUUACCUCGAUUGGAAGCAGAAUAAACAAGACACUGCACCAGAGAAGAUGAGAGCAUUUACAAUAAUGAAUCACCAGACUUUUUUUUAAAGAUUUUUUUUACGGUAUUUCAUUUUUCACACUUGCUGAACACACCGAUAUAGGGAACGAAGAAGAGAACAUUCAAAGAUUAAUAGAAUCAUUGGACCUUUAGAUUUUCUCUCACACAGUAGAUUGUGCACAGACUUUCUCUUUUUGUAUUUUUAUAUAAAAGAAACGCUCAGUGUAACUUUAAGCCACUCCUAGCAGAAGUUCUGCUUUUGACUUUAGAGACUCAGUUAUCAGAAUCACCGUCUAUUCAACCAGGUCUAGGACAGGCAGAGACAUGCUGCCGCGUGUACAGAAGUGUUGCCUCUCCAUGGAAUCAAUACGUCCAAUUGUGAGCAAAGUCAUAUUUACAAUGGUUAUUUUUGUCAGGUCUGUUCUAUGGAAAAGAAAAAAUAAUGCUCCAUAGUAAAUCAGUUAAACAAUGUUUGGAAUUUUGGAUAACGAGGAAACAAUGCCACAUCUGGUCAGGGAAUACUACAGUUCUAAUAUUUACUACUUGAAAUGAUUGAUUUUGUUGUGACAAAUAUAAUACCUUGUUAAGUUGUUGUAAAGGUAGGUUGCUGUAUGUUCCUUUCAAUGUCUUCAUUACUCGAGGAAAAGUCAUUACUCGAGAAAACCUCAGCGGCAGCUUUUCUGUGCUGCUGUUACAAACCAAUGCUGUACUGGAGGGAUUAGAAAUGUACAAAUCCAUGAUGGCAAUUUGGGGUCAAUUUUGUAGUAUUUCACAGCUCGAUUUCUUAUUUAGGAAAUCUGAAAGGGACGUCUUCUGGUAAGUCGUGUUGACUCGAGGGAAACCUGCUCCAAAAUUAGAUUAAGCCAGCACUGCAUUCCCAAACCCAUGUCAUUUACUUCUGAAUAUCUUUCUAAAGAAAUCUCGCUAAGAAAUAUCAGUGAAAUUCCCUUACUGUUUCUAAACUUGUUUUCGUCCUUCCAAUUCAAAUUAUUUUAAAUAAUUGGUUUCUUAAGCUUUAAGUCUGUUUCAAUAGUUUACAGUAUUGAUGAGAACACUGCCAGCUAAAUUAACUACAUUCAGUUGAUGAAUAUGGGAAGACAUUUUUCAAGUUAAAUUUGGCCAGUUAUUGUCUCCAUUUUGUCUUUGCUGCAUCCUGAAAGUCUGGGGCAUGUCUUUCACUUAUUAUUACAUUAUUACAUUUUCGUAUUAUUUGACUUGGUAAUUUAAAAUAAUUUAACGGUUUAUCUGUGCCUGAAAGUUUGCCUUGUCUUAGCCUUAAGACCAACGUCUUGAAAAUAAUGCUUGUUUUUGAUAUCAUGUUGAAACGCCUCAAAGAGCUUCACAGAGAAUUUCUGUUUCCCUUAUUUCUAUUUAUAGGCUAACGCAGCAAUGAAAUUGCACACAGAAAUUCCCCACAAACAGCCAUGAAGUGAAUGACCAUUUUAUCUAAAGGAAUGUUGGCCCAGGUAAAAAUAUUUACCUGAGGAGAAACUCCCUUCUCUUUUCAAGUAGUGUAAUGGGAUCUUUGAUGUC
Molecule: messenger RNA, 2139 nt
Organism: Callorhinchus milii (elephant shark)
Lineage: Eukaryota; Metazoa; Chordata; Chondrichthyes; Chimaeriformes; Callorhinchidae
Product: ints3 and nabp interacting protein
Exons: 5
Coding region: 236-592 (118 amino acids)
Biological process (GO): DNA repair
Cellular component (GO): nucleus; SOSS complex; nucleoplasm
Source: RefSeq, a predicted model, not a curated record